Populus euphratica (Euphrates poplar) is the source of this 1660-nucleotide messenger RNA. Its product is annotated as Protein kinase superfamily protein. The transcript has 7 exons. The record is from RefSeq and is a predicted model, not a curated record. Gene Ontology annotation, biological process: protein phosphorylation. Gene Ontology annotation, molecular function: ATP binding; protein kinase activity. NCBI's taxonomy places the organism in Eukaryota, Viridiplantae, Streptophyta, Magnoliopsida, Malpighiales, Salicaceae. Bases 271 to 1428 code for a protein of 385 amino acids.
GGAACUACCGACCAACAACCUACGCGCCCAAACGUGUGAAAAGGUUCUAGCUGUCGUCUAUCAACUCGGGUCGUCCUCUUUCACGAUAAGAACACUUCCUCUAAUACAAUGCCCUCGCCUACUGUUUUCCCUUUGAUCUUCUCCUUUCUGCCUCUUUAUUUCUUUCUAACUACUUUAGCCACUUCCUGUCUUUCCACUUUCCUUUUCGCAAAAUUAAAUCCGGAGCCUUUCAGAGACAGGGAGGGCUGGGGAGGCUUGAGCUGAGUUGCAAUGAGCUGUAGCUGCUUUGGUAUAUCAAAUUGGUUUAAAGGAAAUAAUCAUAAUGAUACUCCGGGACAAGCAAACACACAAGUGAUUGCCACCGACAAUGUAAAUCUCUUCUCGUAUAAUUCGCUGAGAUCAGCAACAAGGAAUUUUCAUCCAUCAAAUAGAAUCGGUGGAGGUGGUUUCGGAGUCGUUUAUAAGGGAGUUUUAAGAGAUGGUACUUCUGUGGCCAUCAAGUGUCUUUCUGCAGAAUCUAAACAAGGAACAGAUGAGUUUGUGACGGAGAUUAGAAUGAUAUCAACCAUAAAGCACCCAAACCUUGUUGAACUAGUUGGCUGCUGUGUUGAGGAAAAUAAUCGAAUAUUGGUAUAUGAAUAUAUGGAAAACAACAGCAUUUCUACCGCUUUACUUGGUUCACAAGGAAAACAUGUUGCUAUGGACUGGCCUACAAGAGCUGCUAUUUGCAUAGGUACAGCGAGUGGUCUUGCAUUUCUUCAUGAGGAAGCCAAUCCACAUAUCGUCCAUAGGGACAUUAAGGCCAGUAAUGUUCUUCUGGAUGGAAACUUAAGGCCUAGAAUAGGAGAUUUUGGGUUGGCAAAAUUAUUUCCAGACAAUGUUACACAUCUUAGUACUCGAGUGGCAGGAACAAUGGGAUAUCUCGCCCCAGAGUAUGCCCUCUUAGGACAACUUACAAAGAAGGCCGACGUAUACAGUUUCGGGGUGCUCAUACUUGAAAUAAUUAGUGGGAGAAGUAGCAGCAAGGCAGCAUUUGGGGAGGAUAUGCUGGUUUUAGUUGAAUGGACAUGGAAGCUAUGGAAAGAAGAGAGACUUCUGGACAUUGUCGAUCCAGAAAUGACUGGAUAUCCAGAAAAUGAGGUGAUACGCUUCAUGAAGGUCGCACUUUUCUGUACCCAAGCAGUUGCAAACCAAAGACCCAACAUGAAGCAAGUAUUGAAGAUGCUCUCCAAAGAUGUAAAUCUUAACGAGAAAGCACUUACAGAGCCAGGGAUAUACAAAGCUCAAACCUCUAAGGGCUUUGGUGGUGGUAGUUCAGAUGAGACGUCAUCUUCUCAUAAAAACAAAGGCAAGCAAUCACUAAACACUUCUGUAAACUCGGCCAUCUUAGGUAGUGCUGACAGUAUGACCCAGAUGCUUCCCAGGUGAUGGCUGACCAGCUGUUUUAUCCACCCUGUUGUACCUUCUACUAGAUCAUCUUGACUAGUGUUAUCAGCUCCUAGGUACGUAGCCCUGUAGAAGCUUACAGUGGAGUGGGAAUUUCUUGAAGAGGAAACAAGGGGUGUUUGUGUCUGUCCACUGUAACACAUGUAGAUAUAACUGAUCGAUUUAUCUAUUCAUCUGAUAUAAAUAUGUUGCAUCAAUUGUAUAAUUCCUUAUC